Solanum tuberosum (potato) is the source of this 792-nucleotide messenger RNA. Its product is annotated as zeatin O-glucosyltransferase-like. NCBI's taxonomy places the organism in Eukaryota, Viridiplantae, Streptophyta, Magnoliopsida, Solanales, Solanaceae. The record is from RefSeq and is a predicted model, not a curated record. The transcript has a single exon. The annotation marks the transcript as partial.
AUGGCUAUCAACAACUCAUCAGAGAAUAAUCUUCAGCUCAAUGAAGUAAUUGUAGCCAUGGUUCCAUGGCCUGAACAUGGCCAUCUCAACCCAUUAUUUCUCCUUUCUCGCUUCAUUGCUUCACACAACAUUCCUGUACACUUCCUCUGCUUAACUGCCCGAAACCACGAUUUGAAGAAACGCCUUCACGGUGUUCGACGAAAUGCCACGGAUGAAAAUUUGCAUUUCUGUGACCUCUCAGUACCUACAACUGAGGCAGAAAGUGAUAAAGAUUUGUUGUUGGAAAAUCUAGGGGAGUCUAUUUGUGAAAAAUGCCAUGUACUCUCCAAAAAUACUAAAAGAUUGGUCAUCAUUCAUGAUUGUUUGAUGAUAACUUAUAUAAGGGAUCUGCAUUCAAUACCCAACAUCAAGUGUUAUUCUUACCACUCCAUUUCAUCUUUCGUUAGGUAUUCGACUUUCAGACAAGUUCUUCAUAUAGUUGAUGAAGAUCAAGACAAGUUGAUUCAGGAACUAGGCGAUGAGUUUCCGACGGUGGAGAGCACUUUUGGGCCACAUCUGGAGGAGUAUAUACAAGAAGAACGUGAAUGGAAGCUAAAUUCUGGAGCUGUCUUGAACUCCUUCAGAGAAUUGGAAGACAAGUAUCUUGAUUCAUUUGCCAUUCAUGCAGAGGAUAUUACGCCGGUGUGGUGUCUUGGUCCAUUUCACAUGCUGCUCGAAUCAUCAGUUGAUUUGUACAAUAAGAGUGCUCAACAUGUGUCCCUGGAAUUUCUCGACAAACAAGAUGUUAAUUCG